AUGAGCUGCAGGUGUUGCUCACCGGGUCCCGGGGGUCAAAAGAGGGAGCGCGGCGGCUGCUCAGCACACGCUUUGCCCCCUCGCUGUCGGGUGGAUGGACGGGUCACGCGCUGGUUUUUGAAAAGCAAUUGCCACGAUGGUCUUUUUUGGAUUGGACUGAAUAAAACCCAUCUCAGUGGGAAGCUGUGGCAGAUCAGUGUGCUGGAUGAAUCUGGUGCAGAUUUUCCUGUAACUCCAAACUUUGCGUCACAAUGUGGUUACACCAUCUCAAUGGAUCCAUUGGAUUAUGUUGAAUUUCGGGCCUCCAUCCUUGCCUGUCAGAUCCAUAUUAUGGCUGAAACUUUCACCCUGAAAAUACAAAUAAAGUUAUCUGCCAAUGGAGGCAUUGUUUCAACAUAUACAGAAACCUUUUCUUGUACAUAUACUGCAUGGGCUGUGAGGCAAAUAAUUUGUGAAGAAAACUACAUGCAGGUAUCUGUACCACAUGGGGUACCACCCAUUGACCAAGAUUAUCACCAGGAUGCUGAAGGCUGGAUUUCCAUAUUUCCAGAAGUAAUUACUGCAGCAGACUCAACAUGGCAAAUUGUAUUUCAACUCCCUGAAGAAAAAAGAAACAUGACUGUGGGUGAAGCACAUAAGAUGGGUUAUGGAAUCAACACAACUCUACAUCGCAUCCUGUUGCGUGCCCCAUAUCAUGCAAAUGAGAGCCAAAUGGUUUUGGUUCAAGGGAUACCUUUAUCUGUAAUCCGAUCAACUGCUUUCUACAAGAAGCCCUGGUUAGCUCUGCUUGUUGACACUACAGUGGCUUGUCCUCUUGGUAAUGAUACAAUCACUGAGGAUACCAUUGUGUGGACGGUUCCAAAAAUCUUCACUCCACUUGUGCAAAGAGCAGUUAUUGAUGAUCAAAAGAUCUUCAUGGGAGUGAAUGGCAAAAAGCUGAAUGAGAAAAUCAUUGACCAGACAAACUAUGUCCUGGAUAUUAAUGAGAACAUUGUUGCAGUAACUAUCCCAAUUGGAGCAGAGGGUGGAUAUUAUAAGAGUGAUGUAGUGAAUGGUCAGUAUGGUAUCCGGUACAUCAUUAAUCUUCUCUUGGAAUUCCAAUGGAGAGAUGUUGAUGCAUGGGAAGAGAACAAAUUAAUCAUGAUCCACCCAAUCACUACUCCUAUUCUUCGGCCACCCUUUCUCACUGAUGAUACAAUUCCUAAACAACGGCUAUUCAAUGUUACACUGGGAAACUUUCUUCUUGAUGUGGAACUGAUAAAAGUGACUCUGGGACCAGUGUCCUUCACUGUGAAAGAAGUCAACCAAGAGGGAUACUUGUUAUAUGAAACUACCAACCCAAAUGGAACCAAAGCCUUUGUUCUUGAAGUCCCAAUUGAGUCAUCGCCUGUAGAGAGAAAAUAUAUAGGAGAUGGUGUUCAACAAUAUAUCCUUGAUAUUAUCUACACACUAUCUGUGGUACCAAGAAAUCUAAUUUUCACAUAUCCAGCUCACCUAAUAGUCAAUCAAAGUGAUGUUGUGUUGCCAAUAGCAAAUGGGUUUUGUCAUGAAGAGAGCAUGACCUUGAUUGUGAAACGUGGCAGCUUGGACCAUUACUGGAUCCCUUUCAUUGGAAAUGUACAAUUAACUCAGCACAAAGCAGAACAAAGUGGUUAUGUUUUACAAGAUAAUGGUACCCAUUUCAGUGUGGAUGUCCCAUUUUAUGGCCCUGAAGUUGUCUAUGAGGUGAUAUACAACCAAGGAGUUAGAAGCAGACUUGACAUUACAUUGAAGGACAACAAAACUCUGACUGUGCUAAGUAGCUUUUCUGUUUCCUGCAGUUUUCCCACAACUGAUCUAAUAGGUUGCUUUCCGAAUGGUACAGUGAUCAUUACACUGCUAAAACUAGAACUUCCAUUGGGAAUGGAACUCACAAAAAUGAUGCUUCGGGAUAAAGAUUGCAAACCAAAGGAAAAUGCUGCAGGGAAGACUGUGUACCAGUUCUAUGUAAAUUCAUGUGGAACGAGCAGACGAUUUGAAAAAGGUUACAUGAUCUAUGAGAAUGAAGUGGCAUACUUCAAAGAAUCCCAACCAGCAAGUGACCCAAUGUAUCGGAUUGCAAUCUCUUGCCGCUACCACAUAAAUGGCACUCUGCACUUUCAGUUUGAACACAAAGCAAAUCCUCAACCUAUUGUUGAACCAGGAUAUGGACCUAUUACACUGGCUAUGGAGCUUGACAAAGAUGCCCUAUACUCUGAAGUCUAUGAAAUUGUUGAGUAUCCAGUAAUGAAGUAUCUGACUGAACCCCUCUACUUUGAAGUUCAACUCUUGCACAAUGAAGAUCCACAAGUUGAGCUGUUUUUACAAGAUUGCUGGGCAACUUCAUCCCGUGACCAAAGUGGCUUUCCCCAGUGGCCUAUCAUUGUCGAUAGUUGUGAGAACAAGGCUGAUACACACAUGACCAUCUUCCAUCAAGCAACUAAUAGUACCAGGGUGAAGUAUCUCUCUCACGUGAAACGGUUUGAGGUGAAAACAUUUGUUUUUACUUCAGUUGACCAGCAACCUUUAGUGGGAGAGGUUUACUUCCACUGCAGUGCAGUCAUUUGUAAUUCUAAGGAAACCAAUGUGGAUGAAGUGUGUCCUGGGAAAUGUGUACCGCACAAACAGAGGAUGGGUCGCAGUGCUGGCACACACCACUACUUUGAAGGAUCUGUAUCAUCUGGACCAAUAUUGAUCCUAGGACAAGUUCCUGGAGUGGAAAAGCAAAUUGAGAAAGAUGCUCAAUUCCAAUCUUACUGGCCUUUGUUACUGACUGGAGGAUCAGUCCUACUAUUUGCUUUUGUUAUCCUUGGCGUAAAUACUAUUAAAUGCUAAAUGAGCAGUAUAUAUAGUAUUGCAAAUAAACUUGGAAUAUAUAAUUCAAAAUUGUGAUUCAGUUUGUACAUACA
Callorhinchus milii (elephant shark) is the source of this 2927-nucleotide messenger RNA. RefSeq names its product zona pellucida sperm-binding protein 2. The transcript is spliced from 21 exons. The coding region runs from base 1 to 2853 and encodes 950 amino acids. The record is from RefSeq and is a predicted model, not a curated record. NCBI's taxonomy places the organism in Eukaryota, Metazoa, Chordata, Chondrichthyes, Chimaeriformes, Callorhinchidae.